Molecule: messenger RNA, 479 nt
Organism: Amoebophrya sp. A25
Lineage: Eukaryota; Dinophyceae; Syndiniales; Amoebophryaceae
Source: the annotation of a GenBank genome assembly
AUGGCAGAAAGUGGAGAUGCCGAUCCGCGUGCGUGGUUUGACCCAGCUACAAUAAGCCAACUUGCUCCAGGUGCAGCACCUUGGAUGAAUCCUCAGACGUCGCAACGCGAAGGGCUUCAGAUUGAGGCGAAAGAUGAUCAAGAAGAACAGAAUCUUGGUGCUGCAGAUGCAGACGCUGAAAUUUUCAUCGACAAUACUAGCAGCAAGAGGUUGUCGAUCGGUGGAGCAGAUGCAGGAGAUAAUGUGUUGCUUCCCACUGUGAGCGUCACAGAUCAUGAUCUGGCUGCUGGAAGAGUUUCGAUCGGAGUUCAUGAUGAUGAUGAUGAUGAUGACUAUGAAUUCUAUCGUGGUGCGUUGGAGACCGAGGUUGCCCAAGGUGGUGGAUUUGAGUUCAAUCCCGAACAAAGAAUGAGCGAAGCUUCGUUAUUGGGUGAACAAGAGGCGAUUACGCCUGUGGCUGCAGAUUUAGCUGAAGGUGG